AUGGGUGUAGGAGGCUAUGGCGAGAUCAGUCUGGGGGUCCUCACCGUGCUCUCCUGUCGGGUUCCUGCUACAACUUUUGACGUUGCUGGGGACGCUCUUGCCACAGCAAGUGCCACUGCCUCCAUCUCACAUCUCAGGGUCCUGAAGCAGGAUGUGGCCUUCUCAGGGGUGCGGCUGGGCCACCCGGAUGUUAGGGUUCCUGCUCUGAGCUCAGCCUCACCCUGUUUGCUCAAGGAGGGCCCAGAGCUGGUCAAGACCCUCAGGCCAGAGAGCCUUCUAUUUGUGUCUACCUUGGAUGGAAGUCUCCAUGCCCUGAACAAACAGACAGGGGACUUGGAGUGGACAGUGAAGGACGACCCCAUCAUCCAAGGACCAAUGUUUGUCACAGAAACAGCCUUUCUCUCUGACCCAGCUGAUGGCAGCCUGUACAUCUUGGGAACCCAGAAACAACAGGGGCUGAUGAAGCUGCCAUUCACCAUCCCAGAGCUGGUUCACACCUCCCCCUGCCGCAGCUCGGAUGGGGUCUUCUACACGGGCCGGAAACAGGAUGCCUGGUUUGUGGUGGACCCUGAGUCUGGGGAGACUCAGAUGACACUGACCACAGAAGGCCUUUCUACUCCUCAACUCUACAUUGGCCGGACACAGUACACGGUCUCCAUGCAUGACCCAAGGACCCCAGCCCUGCGCUGGAACACAACCUACCGCUGCUACUCAGCACCCCCCAUGGAUGACUCACCUGGGAAAUACAUGAGCCACCUGACAUCCUGUGGGAUGGGCCUGCUACUCACUGUGGAUCCAGGAAGUGGCACUGUGCUAUGGACCCAGGACCUGGGAGUGCCUGUGAUGGGCAUCUACACUUGGCAUCAGGAUGGCCUGCGCCAGCUGCCCCAUCUUACAUUGGCUCGAGACACCCUACAUUUCCUGGUCCUCCGCUGGGGCCACAUCCGACUCCCUGCCUCCAGCUCCCAAGACACAGUGACCCAGUUCUCUUCCUUAGACACCCAGCUUCUGAUGACACUGUAUGUGGGGAAAGAAGAAGCUGGUUUCUAUGUCUCUAAAGCGCUGGUCCACACUGGGGUGGCUCUUGUGCCCCGUGGACUGACCCUGGCACCCAUGGAUGGUCCCACAACAGAUGAGGUGACACUUCAAGUCUCGGGGGAACAAGAGGGCUCCCCCAGAACCGCUGUGAGAUAUCCCUCAGGCAGCGUGGCCCUCCCCAGCCAAUGGCUACUCAUUGGAUAUCAUGAAAUUCCCCCAGUCCUGCACACCACCAUACUGAGGGUUCAUCCCACCACAGGGAAAAAGUCUGCUGAGACAAGAGCCCCAGGGGACCACCACGCUCCAGCCCUCUUCUCUGAGCUCCUAAACCUGAGGAAGGAGGAACCUUGGGAUCCAAAACUACAUUCUGAAGACUCUUAUCCAGGACUGGGAUCCCAAGACCUGCUGGCAGCUAGCUUCACAGCCAUCCUCCUGGGAGCCUGGGUCCUCUACCUGAUGAGGCAGCAACAGCAGCAGCAGCAGCAGCACCCUUCAGCACCAGCAGACCCUCCUGACUCUUCACAGGAUGCUCAGACACAGCUCUCAAGGACCACCCUGCAGGACCAGAAGAGAUUUCAAAGCCCUCCAGAGCCAUCCCAGCCAUCCCAUGACCCUGAAGCAGAGCAGCCCACCGUUGUGGGGAAGAUUUCCUUCAACCCCAAGGAUGUGCUGGGACGUGGGGCAGGCGGGACUUUUGUUUUCCGAGGACAGUUUGAGGGCCGGGCAGUAGCUGUGAAGAGGCUUCUCCGAGAGUGCUUCAGUUUGGUUCGGCGAGAGGUGCAGCUGCUACAAGAGUCUGACAGGCACCCCAAUGUGCUCCGCUACUUCUGCACUGAGCGUGGUCCCCAAUUCCACUACAUUGCCUUGGAGCUCUGCCAGGCCUCCUUGCAAGAGUAUGUGAAGAACCCAGACCCAGACCGCUGGGGCCUGGAACCUACCAUGGUGCUACAGCAGAUGAUGUCCGGCUUGGCCCACCUACAUUCCUUACACAUAGUACACCGUGACCUGAAGCCAGGCAACAUUCUCAUGGCUGAGCCUGACAGCCAGGGCCAAGGCAGAGUGGUCAUCUCUGACUUUGGCCUCUGCAAGAAGCUACCUGCAGGCCGUUGUAGCUUCAGUCUCCGUUCUGGCAUUCCAGGCACAGAGGGCUGGAUGGCUCCAGAGCUCCUGCAGCAGCCCCCAGACAGCCCUACCAGCGCUGUGGAUAUCUUCUCUGCAGGCUGCGUGUUUUACUACGUGCUUUCUGGUGGCAGCCACCCCUUUGGAGAGAGUCUCUACCGCCAGGCCAACAUCCUCUCGGGGGAUCACUGUCUGGCUCAGCUGGAGGAAGAGACCCAUGACAAGGUUGUGGCGUUGGACUUGGUGAAAGCCAUGCUGAGCCUGCUGCCCCAGGAUCGCCCCUCAGCAGGAGAGGUCCUGGCCCACCCCCUCUUUUGGAGCAGAGCCAAGCAGCUCCAGUUCCUCCAGGAUGUCAGCGACUGGUUGGAGAAGGAACCAGAGCAGGGGCCUCUCGUGAUGGCGCUGGAGGCAGGAAGUCACAAGGUGGUCCGGGAAAACUGGCACAAGCAUAUCUCGGCACCACUGCAGGCAGAUCUGAAAAGGUUCCGGUCAUACAAGGGGACGUCAGUGCGAGACCUGCUCCGUGCCAUGAGGAACAAGAAGCAUCACUACAGGGAGCUCCCAACUGAGGUGCGCCAGGCACUAGGUCAACUCCCUGCUGGCUUCAUCCAAUACUUCACGCACCGUUUCCCGAAGCUGCUGCUCCACACUCACCACACCAUGAGGACCUGCGCUUCUGAGAGCCUCUUCUUGCCUUACUAUCCACCAGCUCUGGAUGCCAGGAGGCCCUGCCAGAUCCCACAGAUAGCUGAGAUAGCCAGGGGCCCCAACAGCAGACCAAGGAGUUGACCCUGUGGCCUCAGGAAUGUCAGAGAAGAUGGAUACCCAUUUAGCAUCCUGAGACUAUUGGAGCAGAGAUCAAGGAACCACCCUUAAGAAAUACAGG
Molecule: messenger RNA, 3043 nt
Organism: Acomys russatus (golden spiny mouse)
Lineage: Eukaryota; Metazoa; Chordata; Mammalia; Rodentia; Muridae
Gene: Ern2
Product: endoplasmic reticulum to nucleus signaling 2
Exons: 24
Coding region: 1-2946 (981 amino acids)
Biological process (GO): mRNA processing; intrinsic apoptotic signaling pathway in response to endoplasmic reticulum stress; protein phosphorylation
Cellular component (GO): IRE1-TRAF2-ASK1 complex
Molecular function (GO): protein serine/threonine kinase activity; ATP binding; RNA endonuclease activity
Source: RefSeq, a predicted model, not a curated record